AAAAUCUAUUGUCAUAGGCGUGAAGGCGUCAGUUGCCGACUACAAAUCUGUCACUUCGUAGAAGAAAUUGUAUUUAUUUCAAUAUUCCUCCUCUUCGAAUGAAUGAUCACCCGUGUGCACAACACACCAUCUUGGGUUAGGGUCUGGAUUGUCAACCACAACAUAAUGAGUGUGCCAAAUCAAAUUGGAGAAGACAGCUCAUCACAACCACAGAAGCCUUCCGGAUUAAAUGAACUGAAAAUUUGUGGGUGGAAAGUGACCUCUUGUGAGAGUCAUAUUCUGAAGUCUAAAUGUGAUCAUGAAGUGGAAUGUGUUGACGGCAGUAAUUUGUGCUCAUUUUGCCUGUACAAUCAGCAGCUCGAUCUUCAUCAUAUUCCUGACAUGGUUUUUCCGGACAACAAAUUGAGUCUUCUGCAUGAGCCAUCUGGUUUUGGAAUUGAGUUUACUGCUCUGAGUGCCUUGCAGAUGGUUGACAGUGGUAAAAGAGAUGUUAAAAUUGCAUGUGCUGAAGAAUGGAAAGCGUCACGAUCCGAUCAGCCCCAUAUUGAUCAUGAGGCAAAGCCAUUUGACUGGACGUUUACAACUGACUAUAAGGGAACAUUAUUUGGAGGACUUGAAGCAGAAUCAUCCCACCUCCAUAUAGAUAUGGAAAAGUUAAAAAGGCGAGAGCAAAUAAUGUUCUAUUCUGAUGUCACUCUGUUUGAAGAUGAGUUGCAUGACAAUGGAACUGCUAUCUGCUCAGUUAAAAUUAGAGUCAUGCCAACUGGAUUCUUCAUACUUUUAAGAUUUUUUCUCAGGGUUGAUAAUGUUCUUGUACGUAUAAAUGAUACUAGACUCUAUCAUGAGUUUGGAACUGCACAUAUCAUAAGAGAGUUUACUGGUCGAGAAAGCAAAAUAGAAGAUCUUAGGGUGCCAACAGCUUUACUGACCGAUCCCAAUGAAAUCAACUCUCUAUUACCUAUAAAAUCAUCAACAUUUGAAUUACUGAAACUUCCCUCAGCUUCUAGUAAACCAUCACCAGAGGUCACCACCAUAGUUCCUAAUCCAGGAUCAUAAGGAAAGUAAAAGAAAUAUGCUUUUUAGAACUGUAUAAAGUGUUUUUUUUUUACCGGAUCUAAAGUUUUAUCAUCUUUAUUGUUAAAAUUUUACAAAAACAAGAUUUUGAAAUCUUGUGAAAAUUGUCAAAUAGUACUAAAAUCAAAUGAAAUACAGAAAUAUGAGCAAAUCUA
Messenger RNA from Frankliniella occidentalis (western flower thrips), 1229 nucleotides. RefSeq names its product TIP41-like protein. Gene Ontology annotation, cellular component: cytosol. Bases 103 to 1056 code for a protein of 317 amino acids. The transcript is spliced from 7 exons. NCBI's taxonomy places the organism in Eukaryota, Metazoa, Arthropoda, Insecta, Thysanoptera, Thripidae. The record is from RefSeq and is a predicted model, not a curated record. Gene Ontology annotation, biological process: TOR signaling.